Solanum stenotomum is the source of this 847-nucleotide messenger RNA. RefSeq lists its product as uncharacterized. The transcript has 2 exons. Lineage: Eukaryota; Viridiplantae; Streptophyta; Magnoliopsida; Solanales; Solanaceae. The record is from RefSeq and is a predicted model, not a curated record. Bases 138 to 689 code for a protein of 183 amino acids.
CCAUGUUUUGUAUUGUAUGUGCCUAUAAAAGAUAAAGACUAAAGCUUAUUGCUAACUCACACAUUGUUAUUAUUAUCUAUUUAUCUCAUCUUUAAAUCUGUUUAUUCAAUUUCAAGAAUCAAGAAAAUUUAAAUCAUAUGGAGAAGAUUAAUCAAGAUGAGCAUCAAUUAUGGAUGAUAGAUGAAGGACAUGAAUUAGAUCCUGGUGAAAUUUGUGAUAAUAUGAGCCAUUCAUCUUCAUCAUCAAUUUCAUCAUCCAUUGGUGAAGGAUCAUCAAACAUCUCUAAUGGAUCUUGUUGUUCAUCUUCACUUGAUACAACAGAUGAUGCAUCUUCAUCACCCUCUUCUGAUGAUGGAGCUUUGUAUGACUUAUCAUCCCUCAUGUCACAACUACCAAUCAAGAGGGGAUUAUCCAAGUUUUAUGAAGGGAAAUCACAGUCUUUUACAUCUUUGUCAAGAGUGACAAGUUUAGAAGAUCUUGCUAAGAAAGAAUCACCAUACAGAAGAAAAAUGAAGUCUUGUAAGAGCUAUGGUGCUGGAUUGGAUUCGUAUAAAUCAUACACUCUUCCUAAGGCAACUAUAUUGAAGAAAGCUUCAAGAGGCUCAUCAUUUUCAGCAUCUUUUACUAAUGGAAAGGCAAGUUUUAUCAGCAGGAGCAGGCCCCCUCUGAUUCCUGUGCAAGAGAUGUAGUGUGUAGUACAGAGAAAAAAAGAAAAUAAGGAGAGUGUAGUAUUUAUUCAAACAGAAGAGAGAUCUAGCUAGAGAGUGAGAAAGAGUUGUGUUGUAUACUUCAAUUUUGGAUAAGUUAUUGCAUUUUUGGAUAUAUUAUUUGCCCUUGAAAAGUUCAA